Messenger RNA from Schizosaccharomyces octosporus yFS286, 1995 nucleotides. RefSeq names its product translation initiation factor eIF4A. Gene Ontology annotation, molecular function: RNA helicase activity; RNA binding; ATP binding. The record is from RefSeq and is a predicted model, not a curated record. Lineage: Eukaryota; Fungi; Ascomycota; Schizosaccharomycetes; Schizosaccharomycetales; Schizosaccharomycetaceae. Bases 225 to 1403 code for a protein of 392 amino acids. The transcript has a single exon.
UGCGUUUAAGGAAACCACCAUCCAUAAAACAAAAGAUACAUAUUAAAAUUAAUUAAGUAUUUAAUAGUUUUAUAAAAAACUAGUUAUGUAUUUGUGAAGUUGACAAAAGUUGAAAUUUGCGGUAGAAGAUUUCAGUUUGUGACUGUGUGUUAACUCCAUUAUUUAAAUUGGGGACAAAACUUUUUUAACAAGAACACACCACCAAGUGAAGUAAAUUUACUAAGAUGGUAGACCAACUGGAGGAUUCGGUUAUUGAAACCAAUUACGAUGAAGUUAUCGAUACUUUCGAUGACAUGAGCUUGAAGCCCGAGCUUCUCCGUGGUAUCUAUGCCUAUGGUUUUGAGCGUCCCUCUGCUAUUCAACAGAGAGCCAUCAUGCCCAUUUUGGGUGAGCGUGAUGUCCUCGCUCAAGCUCAAUCCGGUACUGGUAAGACUGCCACCUUCUCCAUCUCUGUCUUGCAAAAGAUCGACACCAGCUUGAAACAAUGCCAAGCCCUUAUUCUUGCUCCUACUCGUGAGCUUGCUCAACAAAUUCAAAAGGUUGUUGUUGCUUUGGGUGACUUGAUGAACGUUGAGUGCCACGCCUGUAUUGGUGGUACCCUUGUUCGUGAUGAUAUGGCCGCUUUGCAAGCUGGUGUUCACGUCGUUGUUGGUACUCCUGGUCGUGUUCAUGACAUGAUCCAACGUCGUGCUCUCCCCACUGACGCUGUUCAAAUGUUCGUCCUUGACGAAGCUGAUGAAAUGUUGUCUCGUGGUUUCAAGGAUCAAAUCUAUGACAUCUUCCAACUUUUGCCUCCCAGUGCUCAAGUUGUCUUGCUCUCAGCUACCAUGCCUCAAGAUGUUUUGGAGGUCACCACCAAAUUCAUGCGUGACCCCAUUCGUAUUCUUGUCAAGAAGGAUGAGCUUACCUUGGAAGGUAUCAAACAGUUCUACGUCGCAGUUGAGAAGGAAGAGUGGAAGCUCGAUACUCUUUGCGAUCUUUAUGAAACUGUUACUGUUACUCAAGCUGUCAUUUUCUGCAACACCCGUAGAAAGGUCGACUGGCUUACUGAGCAACUCACUGAGCGUGACUUCACUGUCUCCUCUAUGCACGGUGAUAUGGACCAAUCUCAACGUGACACUUUGAUGCACGAAUUCCGUACUGGUUCUUCCCGUAUUCUUAUCACCACUGACUUGCUUGCUCGUGGUAUCGAUGUCCAACAAGUCUCUUUGGUCAUUAACUACGAUCUUCCUGCCAACCGUGAAAACUACAUUCACCGUAUUGGUCGUGGUGGUCGUUUCGGUCGUAAGGGUGUUUCUAUCAACUUUGUCACCAGCGAAGAUGUUCGUAUGAUGCGCGAAAUUGAGCAAUUCUACAACACCCAAAUUGAAGAGAUGCCCAUGAACAUUGCUGAUUUAAUCUAAAAAUGUUUAAAAAGUUUCCGUGCACUAGAUGUCAUCGAUUUUCUUCGUCUGCUUCCUAUUCUUACGACUCGAUAGGUUGGAAACACCGUUAUUAAUUUUUCUCUUUUUCUUUGCCUUACGUUCUUAAUACUUCUUUUAUUUGUGUGCGCUUGGGAAUAUCACGGUCUUGAUCCCCAAGGGCGAGUUGUAGUGUCUUUUGCUUAGAAGAUUGUUUGAUUUUUCUAGCACACUGGAUUUCUGCUUAUGUUGCACAAUAAAAGGCUGGAUUGGUUGAUUAUAAAUUUUUUUGUUUGGAUCUUCGUGGUCUUCAUUGUAGAAUGGUUCUGUAGGAUUUGAUAAAGGAUUGUAUAUGGUUGAAAAUCUAAAAAAAGAGAAAAAUCUUAGGGAAUCUCGCGUUGUGGAUAGACAGUAUAAAGAUAAUAAUUCAACGAUGUAUGAAGAGUGUAUCAUUGAACGCAAGAUUCAAUUGUAUUUGUUUCUCUUUACUGAAGCGGUAGUGUAUAGUUUUAGCAACGCGAAGCCUGAAUAAAUUUUUGCGGAUCGUGGUUUGUUUCAUCGUCUUCGAAACGAGCUUUCACUUUUUGCUUUUCUA